Molecule: messenger RNA, 1598 nt
Organism: Lolium rigidum
Lineage: Eukaryota; Viridiplantae; Streptophyta; Magnoliopsida; Poales; Poaceae
Product: protein O-glucosyltransferase 1-like
Exons: 4
Coding region: 1-1521 (506 amino acids)
Source: RefSeq, a predicted model, not a curated record
AUGUCCGGCGAGCGGGACGAUGAGGAAGCGGCGUUGGUGGCGUCGGCCGAGCCGCCACAGACGUCGGUGUCCUCCGGCGUCGCGUCCAUCAUGGUCGGCCUCGUCUUCCUUGCGCUAUUGAUUGGCUUCAGCAGAUGGAUCAACCUCGACGACAAUUCGUUUAUCCUCGGCAACAUAAGCAGCAUCAGCACUGGACGACCUCUUAACCACAGCCUCUCCAACUAUACAACUCCGUUCACCUGCAGCAACGGCACAUCAACGACAUGCCCCGCAACAGCAGCACCGCAGCCAUGGCGUUGGCCUGCCGCUACCAGUACCACGCCGUCGUGCCCGGACUACUUCCGGUACAUCCACGACGACCUGCAGCCCUGGCGCGGCGCCGGGAUCACACGCGACGCCAUGGAGCGCGCUCGCAAGUACGCCUACUUCCGGCUGGUUGUGGUGGGCGGCCGCGCGUACGUGGAGACGUACCAGGUCGCCUUCCAGAUGCGAGACGUCUUCACGCAGUGGGGCAUCCUGCAGCUGAUGCGCCGCUACCCCGGCCGCGUCCCCGACCUCGACAUCAUGUUCGCCUGCGAUGACCCGGGCCAAGUGCGCGCCGCCGAGUUCGCGACGCCGUCCGACGCGCCGCCGGUGUUCCGCUAUUGCAAGGACAAGUCGACGCUGGACAUCGUGUUCCCGGACUGGUCCUUCUGGGGCUGGCCGGAGGUGGGCAUCCGGCCGUGGACGCCGAUGCUGGCAGAGAUUGAGCGCGAGAACAAACGUGUGUCAUGGCCACAGAGGGAGCCGUUCGCGUUCUGGAAGGGCAACCCCGACAGAUACCGCAUACGCCACGACAUGAUGAAAUGCAAUGUCUCCAACGGCAAGGAAUGGAACGCCCGCCUCUUCAACCAGGACUGGGGGAAAGCGAGACAAAACGGUCUCAAAGAUUCCAGCAUUCCCAAGCAAUGCUUAUACAGGUACAAGAUAUAUAUCGAGGGGAAUGCAUGGUCAGUAAGCGAGAAGUACAUCCUAGCGUGCGACUCCCCGGUGUUGUUCGUGGUGACGCCCUUCCAGGACAUCAUGUCGAGAGGUCUCGUCGCCGGCAAGCACUACUGGCCCAUUGACCGGAACCGCAUAUGCGAGUCCAUCAAGUUCGCUGUCGACUGGGGCAACCACCACCCUGUCGAGGCGCAGCUCAUCGGCGAGCAAGGCAGCCGGUUCGCCAGAGAGGAGAUGAGCAUGGACUACAUCUACGACUACAUGCUGCACCUGCUCACCGAGUACGCCAAGCUGCUCCGGUACAAGCCCACCAUCCCGGAGAAAGCCGUCGAGAUCUGCACCCACUCCCUGGCAUGCCCUGCCGACGACCAGCACCGGCCCUGCAUGAUGGAUUCCAUGGAGAGGCGAGCCGCCGACUCUGAUCCGUGCACGCUGCCGCCACCCUUCACCACGGCUCAGGCAAAGGAGAUGGCUGACAAAGAGGAGGAGUUGCUGAGAAACAUUCAGAAGAUGGAGAAGGCGCAUGCUGCUCGGCCUUGACGAGCAAAUUUACAAAACUUGGUGAAUAAUAUAAAGGGAGAAGCAAAUCCAACUUAUUUCUCAUAACUAGAUGAUCC